This is a messenger RNA of Saccharomyces eubayanus, 1338 nucleotides long. It is a transcript of the gene SHE9, whose product is annotated as She9p. The record is from RefSeq and is a predicted model, not a curated record. Lineage: Eukaryota; Fungi; Ascomycota; Saccharomycetes; Saccharomycetales; Saccharomycetaceae. The transcript has a single exon. Gene Ontology annotation, cellular component: mitochondrial inner membrane. Gene Ontology annotation, biological process: inner mitochondrial membrane organization. Bases 1 to 1338 code for a protein of 445 amino acids.
AUGUUGAGAUGCCAUGGGACGACAAGAAGUAUGCCCUUAGUGUUCAGCAUCAACCGGAUGGUGUUGAGGCCGCCGUUUGUUAGGCCCUUCCAUUACAGUUCACAUUACCUGAUCCAGUCUGGCAGAAAUCCUGAUAAUGACAACACCAACAACAAUGAAAUGCGGUUAAACGACAACACCGUUUGGAAAAGGAAUAUAGAACCUCAGUGGCAGCACUUGAAAACGAAAUUGAAUGAAUUGUACUCCAGGUUCAAAUUUCAUCGAGGCCAACUGUCCUAUCAGGUCAAUAAGGCCAAGAAAUCUAUACAAGAGGUAAAUAAGAAACUAUCUGAGCAAGAGGACGAAAUCAACGAUAGCCGUUUAAACUAUAAUAAAGAUGAAUUGACUAGUGGGAAAAUUGAGGGUCUACCCUCCGAAAGAGAACUGCACAGAAAGAAAUGGUCGAGAAAAAUGGGAUUUUAUUUCGACUCAUUACAAGAGACUUUAUUCACUGCGACGCGUGCUCUUAAUGACGUGACCGGUUAUUCUAGCAUCCAAAAACUCAAAUCCAGCAUUAGUUUGAUGGAAAAGAAAUUGGAGGCCACGAAGAAAGAACAUAAACUGUACAAGGAUAAAUAUGCCGAUGCGAUUGAUGAACGGGCCCGAUCUCAAAGAGAAGUUAACGAACUAUUGCAAAGGCAAAGUGCGUGGUCUUCGACUGAUUUAGAAAGAUUCACACAACUAUACAAAAACGACGCGUUAAAUGCUAAACAAGAGCAAGAGCUGAAGAAUAAGGUGAAGGAAAUUGAAAGCAAGGAAGAACAACUAAACGACGACCUGUAUAGAGCAAUUUUGACAAGGUACCACGAGGAACAGAUAUGGUCGGAUAAAAUUAGAAGAACUUCCACCUGGGGUACCUUCAUACUGAUGGGUAUGAAUAUAUUCUUAUUUGUUGUGUUGCAAUUGCUACUAGAACCUUGGAAACGAAAAAGGUUAGUAGGUUCCUUUGAAGACAAAGUCAAAAGUGCUCUCAACGACUAUUCUACAGAGCAGAACUUGAAAAUAGAUAAACUAUCAUCUGAAAGAACAUUCCAACAUACAGAUCAAGACGAAAUUGAAAAUUCUAUCAUUGAAGAGCCCCUCGAGCAAGUCUUGGUAUGCAAGACUGACACACCCGAGACUAAAACGAGGAUAAAAUCUUUCAGCGAUAUCUGGAAACAAAUAAAGUCAUUCUUUAGCACACUAAGGAACAUCGAAUUUAAAAGUCUCGAUGCUCCUCUUGUCGUCAACACAUUAGAAUUCUACCUAUACUCGAUUUCCUUAGUCAGUAUGACGAUAUUAAUAUCCGGGGUAAUAUGA